Rotaria socialis is the source of this 702-nucleotide messenger RNA. NCBI's taxonomy places the organism in Eukaryota, Metazoa, Rotifera, Eurotatoria, Philodinida, Philodinidae. The record is from the annotation of a GenBank genome assembly.
AUGACACCGACAAACAGUACUUCUGAUUUAACAUUCUCGAGAGCACAACAAACAUCUCAACCAGCUUUAAAACUCUUAAGACGAUCAUCUGUAUCAAGUACAACACAAAGACAAAAUUUCUGCAAUAAUAAUAAACGAUGUCGUCCAAAUCCUUCAGCAUCCACUUAUGAUUUUCUUAGCCAAGGUUCAUCUUCAUCUCUUUCUAUACCUAUUCUCAGUGAUACAAUGAAUAAUUUCUUUCAAGCAACAAAAACCAUGGAAGAAGAAAUCAUGUUACCAUCAAGACUAAAAGAUAUACCAGUUGAAGAACUCGUUUUUGAUAAUGCCGUUCAACCAGAUAAUUGGCAUGAUAUUUAUACAUUUGUUCGAGGUAUGCGAAAUCAACUGCAGCGCUCAUAUCCAUUUGCUACUGAUGAUGAUGAUGACAAUAAUAAUAAUUCGAAAGAACAACACCGAAAACAGUCUAAUGACGACGAAGGAAUUAUUAUUCCAUAUCAUGAUAAUAAUCAAUUUUCAUCUGCAUCAUCAACAACAUCAUCAGAUGAAUUCGAUCGUAGUUCAACAUCCUCAGCUUCAACACCAUAUGAAACAAUUAAAGAUGAACUUAAAUGCCAUUACUAUGGUCUUUUUCGAACAUUGGAUACGUUAAUGUCUAUGGCUAAUCGUGUGACGGAAAAGUAUCGCGAAGAGUCUACCUUUUAA